CUGCUAUAAUUGCCGGCUUCUUCGUCAGUAAUUACACCCGAAACUUAUGGUUUAUGAGUAAUUAAAGGCAAAAUUGAUGGAUGGAGUAUUGCGGCAUUUGUCCGUUGUUAUAUGAGAAUGUUACGAUUGUUGAUUUUCCAGAACAAGCUGUUUACUGCGCGAUCAGCAAUCUUCUCCUCUUCGAAUCCACUCAGGGAAUUACGCACUUGAAAGCAUAGAAUCAUUAGUUGUGAGAGCAUUCUGAACAAGAGCAGAAACCCCGUCAAAAAUGGUCAAGGCUGUCAGAAUUUAUGAACUCGGAGGACCCGAGGUUCUGAAGUGGGAGGAUGUGGAGAUUGGGGAACCAGGGGAGGGUGAGAUACGGGUGAGAAACAAGGCUAUUGGGUUCAAUUUCAUCGAUAUUUACUUCCGCAAGGGAGUUUAUAAGUCCCCCUUGCCAUUCACUCCAGGUGUGGAGGCUGUUGGGGAGGUGAUAGCUGUAGGCCCUGGAUUGACUGGAAGGAAAGUUGGAGAUCUUGUAGCUUAUGCUGGCGAGCCAAUGGGCUCAUAUGCUGAAGAACAGAUCCUCCCUGCAAACAGAGUUGUGCCUGUUCCUUCAUCCAUUGAUCCUCUUGUUGCAGCGUCUCUCCUGACUAAGGGAAUGACAGCUCAGUUUCUCCUUCGCCGUUGCUUCAAGGUCAAAAAAGGGCACACAAUCCUUGUUCAUGCGGCAGCAGGUGGAGUUGGGUCUUUAUUAUGCCAGUGGGCAAAUGCCCUAGGUGCCACUGUGAUUGGAACUGUCUCAACCAAAGAGAAGGCAGCUCAAGCCAAGGAAGACGGAUGUCACCAUGUUAUAAUCUAUACAGAUGAGGAUUUUGUUACCUCCGUCAGCGAUAUAACAUCUGGAAAUGGGGUUGAUGUGGUUUAUGAUUCUGUAGGAAAAGAUACCUUUCAGGGUUCCUUAGACUGCUUGAAGUUACACGGAUACAUGUUGAGCUUUGGUCAGUCAUCGGGGACACCAGAUCCAGUUCAACUGUCAGCGAUUGCAGCAAAAUCCUUAUUCUUGACUAGGCCUUCACUUAAACACUAUGCUACAACUCGGGACGAGCUGCUGGAAACUGCUGGAGAGGUGUUUGCUAACGUUGCAUCAGGGGUUUUAAAGGUUCGUGUAAAUCACACAUACCCUCUGUCUCAGGCUGCACAGGCGCAAGCAGAUGUCGAGGGUCGGAAAACAUCUGGCUCAGUUGUAUUGAUACCAUAACUAAUAGCUAUUUUCAUGAAGUCCCUAAGUCCCCACCUGUUUUAAAAUGUCCUUUCAAGUAAAUUGUAUUACGGGUGGUCGUACACAUUAUACCUGCCUCGUAAUGCUAUGUGUGGGAUUAAUUCUGUAAUUGAGCAGCUGCUCUGUAAACCUUUGUUUGAACACAUUAUACCUGCCUCGUAAUGCUAUGUGUGGGAUUAAUUAUGUAAUUGAGCAGCUGCUCUGUAAACCUUUGUUUGAAUAAUGUCAUCAAGGUGAUGGAGGCAGCGUACCAUUUGAGCCUCUCUUUUUUUCA
This is a messenger RNA of Tripterygium wilfordii, 1535 nucleotides long. RefSeq names its product 2-haloacrylate reductase-like. Lineage: Eukaryota; Viridiplantae; Streptophyta; Magnoliopsida; Celastrales; Celastraceae. The record is from RefSeq and is a predicted model, not a curated record. Gene Ontology annotation, biological process: cellular response to oxidative stress. Gene Ontology annotation, cellular component: cytoplasm; cytosol. Gene Ontology annotation, molecular function: quinone reductase (NADPH) activity. Bases 269 to 1240 code for a protein of 323 amino acids. The transcript has 5 exons.